Molecule: messenger RNA, 507 nt
Organism: Auxenochlorella protothecoides
Lineage: Eukaryota; Viridiplantae; Chlorophyta; Trebouxiophyceae; Chlorellales; Chlorellaceae
Product: PsbP-like protein 1, chloroplastic
Exons: 3
Coding region: 1-507 (168 amino acids)
Biological process (GO): photosynthesis
Cellular component (GO): photosystem II oxygen evolving complex; extrinsic component of membrane; photosystem II
Molecular function (GO): calcium ion binding
Source: RefSeq, a predicted model, not a curated record
AUGCCGCCCCCCUCCUCCACCGCAGACAAAGGGGCCUUUGUUCCCCUCAAGGACACCCAGGACGGCUACUCCCUGCUCUACCCCUUUGGCUGGCAGGAGGUGACGGUGCGCGGCCAGGACCAGGUGUUCAAGGACGUCAUCGAGCCCCUGGAAAGCGUGGCGGUGGCUGUGGUGCCCACAGACAAGCAGACGGUGAGCGACUUUGGCAGCCCCGCCGAGGUGGCCGUCACCCUGGCCGACCGAGUGCUGAGCGCCCCUGGCCAGGAGGUGCGCCUGAUCAAGGCCGAGAAGUCCACGCGGGAUGAGCGGGAGUACUACAGGUUCGAGUUCGUGGCCAAGGGAAAGACGUUCCAGCGACAUGCGCUGGUGGCGGUUGCCGUCGGGAAUGGGAACUUUUACACGCUGGUCACCGGCUCCAAUGAGCGACGAUGGAACAAGAUGCAGGAUAAACUCAACACCAUCAUCGACUCGUUCACGGUGGGGAACAGCUACGUGGCUGAGACCUGA